Molecule: messenger RNA, 564 nt
Organism: Anisakis simplex (herring worm)
Lineage: Eukaryota; Metazoa; Nematoda; Chromadorea; Rhabditida; Anisakidae
Source: the annotation of a GenBank genome assembly
AUGAGUGAAUGUACGGGUAGAUUAUAUGCGAUAACUGAAGAUUCACUAAAGUUAGCUUGUUCCAACAUGGCCUUCAAAGAAUGUGUUGAAAGAGUUUGCAGAAAACUGCUGAGGUUGUUUCGAACGGACUCAAGUAAACCUCAGAUGAGAGAUGACAAGAAACGCCAUUACACAGCUCCAACUAUCGCUCGUGCAAAUGCACCGCAGAGGCAGUGGCAACCAAAUGAACAACCCGGUAUUCUAUACAACAAUUUUAGCGCUCCAAGGGCUAAUUUAAGCGAAUAUGCGACGUCACCUCGCACCCAAACGAUGGCGCCUGCUCCAGUGCCCAUCUCUGCGCCAGCAGGAGCACCGACACCACUCUAUCAGACGCACUCCUUCGGGACACCAUCAUAUCAACAAACGCCACCACCUCGGCCCCAAUCCCAACCUCAUUCUCAGCUAUACACAAAUCGAACAAAUACACCUCAACAACCGUCACCAUAUGCUGUACAGUCUUCUUACAGACCACCUCAACCGGAUACUAUUAUCUAUCAACAGGUUAACAUUUGUCAUUUCAUAUAA